AUGGCGAAAAUAACAACCCCCCAUCUCGCCCUGCUUUGCGCAGCUCUAGCACCCACCAUCCACGCAGCCGUCACAUUCGCCAUCCCCAGCAAAUCCGGCGACGGAGACCUUUCCUACGCAUCCCUCGACCCGGCUCCCAUUGGCAUAUCGUUCGAGUUUUUCGCCUUCCCUGCAUACUUCACCAACGUCACUGCAACGCACCAAUGUCUUUCGAACUGGAAAGAUCUGACGGGAGUGUGGCCGCCCAUACGAAUUGGCGGGACAACACAGGACCGGGCGUCGUUUGAUGCGGCGUCUUCGGACUAUGUCACGUACUCGGUGGCCAGUCCGGCAGACGCGCCGAUGACGUUGACGUUUGGGCCCCGGUUUAUGACCCUCGCUGGCGAGUAUGAGGGGAGUGUGGUGGUUGGGUUGAAUAGGGGGAAGAAUGAUAUUGAGAAUACCAUUGCCGCUGCUAAAGUGGCUGUGGAUGAGGUGACGAAUCUGCUGGCUAUUGAGCUGGGUAACGAGCCUGAGUAUUAUCCCAAAGACGGCCAACCCAUUGCCCAAGGUGCCUGGGACCCUUUCACCGACGCCACAUCGCAAAUCGACUGGAGCACCCGCGUCAGCAGCGCGAUCGGCCGGGACAACAUCAUCCAAGCCGGCAACUGGAAUCAGGCACCGCCCGACUGGGGUGCCGCGCAACUCAUCGCCCAACAGACACCCGAAUCCGAAAAGGCGAUCCGGCAUUACGCCCAUCACAACUACCCCGGCGGUGACGUCCAGAAACUCCAGACCCAUUCCCAGACCGCAAGCAACAUCCGAAGCAUGUUUGCAGACGACACAGCUGCGGUCCAGAAACAGACUGGGAAAGAAUACGUCCUGGGAGAAACCAACUCAGUCUCCGGCGGGGGCGCAGCCAACGUCUCCCCGACCUUCGGCGCCGCCCUCUGGACCCUCGACUACGCGCUCCGCGCAGCCUCAUCCCCGACCCGCAUCGCCCGCAUCUACUUCCACCACGGCACAGUCGGCAACUGCCAGUACUGUUUCUGGGGCCGCUACUCGAUGGGCGCGCCCUACUACGGCGCGACCGCCGCGGUGGCUUUCACUUCGGGCGCUACGACGCUGGCUGCGUUGGAUCCGGAGGGGGGGAGUAAUUAUGGGGGGUACGUUGUUUUUGAUGGAGGGGAUGGUGCAGAGGGUGACGAAGGGGGGAAGCCGGUGAGGGUGUUGUUGUUGAAUUCGGAUUAUUAUACGGGGAGUGGGGAGAGGGGGGUGCAGGAGUUUGUUUUGACGGGGUUGGAUGGUGGAGAGGUGGGAGGGACGGUCAAGGCGAAGAGGUUGACAGGGGCGAGUUCGUUGGCGAGGGUUGAUCGAGGGGAUAAGGUGUCGUUUGGGGGGCAGACGUUUACGGAUGGGACGUGUGUGGUAAGUGGGGAGGAGGUGUGGGAGGAGACUGCGGUGGUGGAUGGACGGGCGACGUUUGAGGUGAAGGCUGCUGAGGUGUUGGUGGUGUAUUUGUAG
Dichotomopilus funicola is the source of this 1503-nucleotide messenger RNA. RefSeq names its product glycoside hydrolase. The record is from RefSeq and is a predicted model, not a curated record. The transcript has 3 exons. Lineage: Eukaryota; Fungi; Ascomycota; Sordariomycetes; Sordariales; Chaetomiaceae. Bases 1 to 1503 code for a protein of 500 amino acids.